Messenger RNA from Ctenopharyngodon idella (grass carp), 3910 nucleotides. It is a transcript of the gene fzd4, whose product is annotated as frizzled class receptor 4. The coding region runs from base 304 to 1875 and encodes 523 amino acids. The transcript is spliced from 2 exons. Gene Ontology annotation, molecular function: Wnt receptor activity; Wnt-protein binding. NCBI's taxonomy places the organism in Eukaryota, Metazoa, Chordata, Actinopteri, Cypriniformes, Xenocyprididae. Gene Ontology annotation, biological process: canonical Wnt signaling pathway; retina vasculature morphogenesis in camera-type eye; non-canonical Wnt signaling pathway. The record is from RefSeq and is a predicted model, not a curated record. Gene Ontology annotation, cellular component: plasma membrane.
CAACCGGGUAGAACCCGCGCGACUGCGCCACGGACACACCGGAGCACGCAGAAGCCCGAUAAGGAUUGUAACUUGCAGACAGGAGUGUAAGGAAGCUCGUGAGGUUUAUUCCGGAACUGGACUAACGGGACACGGUGUCGUUUCACACUUUAACGGACUCGCGCGCUCCCUCCCCUCUGCUCUGGCACGAGACUGUGAGAAAGUUUUGGCCAGGCGCGUCUGAACUCCGGUGAGCUCGUGCUGGAAUUCCGCGCUCCCGUGAUUCGCAGGGAUUUUAUCAGCAGGAUUGUCGAUAUCGUCAUCAUGGCUCGGUUCGGGUUCGGGCUCGCGCUGCUGGCGCUCGUUUUGGGGCUCGCGCACGCGUUCGGGGACGAGGAGGAGAUGACCUGCGACCCGAUUCGCAUCUCCAUGUGUCAGGAUUUGGGAUACAAUGUGACCAAGAUGCCGAACUUGGUUGGAAACGUGCUGCAGUCCGACGCCGAGCUCCAACUGACCACAUUUACACCGUUAAUACAGUACGGCUGCUCGAGCCAGCUGAAGUUCUUCUUGUGCUCCGUCUACGUUCCCAUGUGCACUGAGAAGGUUCCCAUUCCGAUCGGCCCGUGCGGCAGCAUGUGCUUGUCCGUAAAGAGGAAGUGUCUUCCAGUCCUGCAGGAGUUUGGCUUUGUGUGGCCGGAGCUCCUGAACUGCAGCCUUUUCCCGCCUACGAACGAUCAGAACCACAUGUGCAUGGAGGGUCCGGGAGACGAAGACCCGCUGUUCCACGCCGUCCGCCCUGUGCCGCCGCAGGAGGAGGAGUGUUUGGCGCUGGGUGCCGGCGUUGAGCAGUACGCCUGGGUGAAGCGCAGCGGAAGCUGCUCGCUGCAGUGUGGAUACGACUCGGGAUUGUAUCGGCGGCAGGCCAAAGUCUUUACGGACGUGUGGAUGGCGGUGUGGGCGGUUCUCUGCUUCAUCUCCACCACGUUCACCGUGCUGACAUUCUUGGUCGACUCCUCGCGGUUCUCCUACCCGGAGCGGCCCAUUAUUUUCCUCAGCAUGUGCUGCAACAUUUACAGCGUGGCUUUCAUCGUACGGCUGACCGUCGGACGCGAGCGCAUCUCCUGCGACCUGGAAGAGGCGGCCGUGCCUGUUCUAGUGCAAGAGGGGCUGAAGAACACGGGUUGCGCUAUUGUCUUCCUCCUCACGUAUUUCUUCGGCAUGGCCAGCUCAAUCUGGUGGGUGAUCCUGACACUCACUUGGUUCCUGGCGGCUGGGCUGAAGUGGGGUCACGAGGCCAUCGAAAUGCACAGUUCGUACUUCCACAUCGCGGCUUGGGCCAUUCCCGCCGUCAAGACCAUUGUAAUCCUCAUCAUGCGGCUGGUGGACGCCGACGACCUCGCCGGCAUGUGCUACGUGGGCAACCAGAACUUGGAUGCGCUCACCGGGUUCGUGGUGGCGCCGCUUUUCACGUACCUAGUGAUCGGGACGCUGUUCAUCGCCGCCGGGUUGGUGGCGCUGUUUAAGAUCCGCUCCAAUUUGCAAAAGGACGGGACGAAGACGGACAAGCUGGAGCGGCUGAUGGUGAAAAUUGGCGUGUUUUCCGUGCUCUACACGGUGCCGGCCACUUGCGUCAUUGCGUGCUACUUCUAUGAAAUUUCCAAUUGGACUGACUUUCGUCAGUCAGCACGGGAUUCGUACAUGGCGGCGGAGAUGUUGCGGAUCUUUAUGUCUCUCCUGGUGGGAAUCACAUCGGGAAUGUGGGUCUGGUCCGCCAAAACUCUUCACACGUGGCAGCGAUGUUCCCACCGACUCGUGCACACUGGGCGAAACAAUCGCGUCAAACGGACCGCCAACGGCUGGGUCAAACCGGGCAAAGGCAACGAGACCGUUGUGUGACCUGCACCCACGGUUCCUCUCAUCAUGUAGCACUAUCGUUCGUUCACUUUACGCGAAAUGUUCUUAAGAUGAUCUUACACUGGACGGUCCUGGUGCAGCAGUUUUUCCGUGUAAAUAUGCACUACGCCUAACGUCAAACUCUCACUGAAGUGCCUUUGUGGACGAACUAGUCAACCUGACCUGGUGCUGGAUUCUGGGAAACUUUGCUCCUCAGUGCCGUUUACCUCGCAACGUGUCGCAGCUGCCUGGUCCGUUUCUCCUGUGACAGAACGCUUACGAAACCUGUUAAUGCUGCACACCAAAAAAUUAUAUUCUUCCUCAGUAUUUUUGUCUUGUUUUCCAGUACAAAUAUUUACUUGAGGAGGAAAAUUACUUAAAGGGAUAGUUCACCCAAAAAUGAAAAUUACCCUAUGAUUUACUCACCCUCAAGUCAUCCUAGGUGUAUAUGACUAUCUUCUUUCAGACGAACACAAUCGGAGAUAUAUUUAAAAAUAUCCUGGCUCUUUCAAGCUUUAUAAUGGGAGUGAAUGGGGGGGGCGAGAUUUUGAAGCCCCAAAAAAUGCGUCCAUCCAUCAUAAAAAUAAUUCAUACGGCUCCAGGGUGUUAAUAAAGGCCUUCUGAAGCGAAGCGAUGUGGUUUUGUAAGAAAAAUAUCCAUAUUUAAAACUUUAUUAACUAUAAUUAGCUUCCGGCAGAUAGCCGUACGCAUCGAUUUGCAGCGGAUGAGUGACCUCUGACCCGACGCAUGAUGAAAUGACGAAUGCUGAAGCUCAGAGGAUAGAGAAAUUGUUGGAGGAUUUUGAUAGAAGAGAAGAGGAGCUUGAGUUUGUUGCACAGCCCUAUUUGUUUGAACCGCGAGAGGCGUCUAAGCUUAAGAUAUUCCUAAAACCCAUCUCCUUUAUUAACCUCCUGGAGCCGUAUGGAUUAUUUUUAUGAUCGAUGGAUGCAUUUUUUGGGGCUUCAAAAUCUCGCCCCCUAUUCACUCCCAUUAUAAAGCUUGGAAGAGCCAGGAUAUUUUUAAAUAUAUCUCUGAUUGUGUUUGUCUGAAAACAGGAUGGCUUGAGGGUGAGUAAAUCAUAGAUAAUUUUAAUUUCUGCGUGAAUUAUCCCUUUAAGAAGUCUUUCUGAAAAGAUGUAUUUUUAUUUUUGCUUAAAACAUGGGAAGUGAAAAAUCAACUUAUUUAAAAGAGGAAACAAACAUUCUGAUCUUGCUGGCAGAUAUUUUUUUUCUUGUUUUAAGCAUAAACUCAGCUAAUUUUGAUACAUUUUUCAGUAUACAAGACAAGUCAUUUUGGUUCUCAAAUAAAUGCAUCUUGAUUUAAGACAAAACGAGACAAAAAUACUGAGUAAGAAAAUUAUUUUUGUGGCAUGCUUUCAAGUUGUGUUGGAUAUGCAGUUUUGUUGUGAAAGUCGGUGUGCAAUGGCAUGUCCGACAGAAGUAUGUGUGGAGGUUGCUUACUAACUUUAACUGUUGAAGCCGCUGCCAUUUUGCUGUUUAAAAUUACAUUUUACAUCUUGCACAACGAUCAAACAAGUUUCCAAGCUGGUGUAAACAGUUUUUACAGAUCAGAAACUCUUAUUUCAACAAAACGUGAACGCUUUAUAAAUUAUUGCUCAGAGAUUUCUACAGUCGAACUUCAAGAUUUAGUUACUGUCUAUUUUUGAUAUGACAAAGCUAUGAUGGGACUUAUGUUAUUUGCGCUGUCAGACACACAUUCACUCUGAAUAUAUGACACGUGACAAUCACUGACCGUGCCGUACGGGGCUCCCGUAGGGUCGAUGAAUGUAUUGACCGAUGAUAAACUCACAAACAUUUUAAAAGUGCCUCAGAAACUCACAUGCAGGUGGUACAGUCCUGGAUUUCAUGAAGGACUUCUGGAUCGAUUUGUACAUAAACUGAUGUUUGUAGUUGUAAUAUGUGUUAUUUUUGUGUUAUGAAAUGCUAAUUUAUCUUUGUAAAAACUAAGAAACUGAACAAAAAUGAAUUUAUUUAAGAAUGCUUUUGUAUCAAAUGAAAAAUUAAACUUUGAAAAUAAA